AUGGCUAAAGGGAAAAAGCAGGCCGAGGCAAAGGGGAGGAAAAUCACCCUGAAGGUGGCCAGGAACUCCGUCAGGAUGACGGUGGACGGCAAGCGGCGGCUGGACCUCAGCAACAUGCAGAUCGCUGCCUUCCCCAAGUGCAUCCUCAAGCUGUCCGAUGUUGAAGAGUUGGACCUGAGCCGCAACAUGCUGCGGAAGAUCCCGGACUCCAUCGGCCAGUUCCCCAACCUGCGCUGGCUGGAUCUCCACAGCAACCAGCUCGAGCAGCUCCCCGAGACCAUCGGGCAGCUGCAGAACCUGUACUACCUCAACCUGGCGAAUAACCGGCUGGGCUCGGCCGGCCUUCCCGCCGAGAUCGGGCUGCUCAGGGGCCUACGGAGCCUCAAUCUGGGGCUCAACCGCCUGGACACCCUCCCGUCCUCCAUGGCUGCUCUCCGGGAGCUGAGGGAGCUGGGCCUCUUCAACAACCUCCUGACCCGCGUGCCGCCCUGCGUCCGGAGCCUCCCGAAACUUGGCAGGCUCAACAUCAAGUGCAACCCCAUCCCCUCACCCGACCGGGACAGGGCCCUGGACCCCAUCAAGCGGGUCAGGUGUCUGUAUCUGGUGACGGAGGACUGUCUGUGCGAGGACUGCAUAAAGAGGUGCACGGACCAGCGGCAGUGGCUUCAGAGCCGGCUGAGUGGGGGAUCCCCUGACAGGAAGCCCCACUUUUCGGGGCUGAUCACCCCGAAUUCAGUCGCACAGCAAGACCAAGCACUGUGGAGGUGA
Messenger RNA from Megalops cyprinoides (Indo-Pacific tarpon), 768 nucleotides. It is a transcript of the gene lrrc18b, whose product is annotated as leucine rich repeat containing 18b. Gene Ontology annotation, molecular function: protein binding. The coding region runs from base 1 to 768 and encodes 255 amino acids. The record is from RefSeq and is a predicted model, not a curated record. Lineage: Eukaryota; Metazoa; Chordata; Actinopteri; Elopiformes; Megalopidae. The transcript has a single exon.